Molecule: messenger RNA, 1547 nt
Organism: Syngnathus acus (greater pipefish)
Lineage: Eukaryota; Metazoa; Chordata; Actinopteri; Syngnathiformes; Syngnathidae
Product: runt-related transcription factor 1-like
Exons: 7
Coding region: 142-1074 (310 amino acids)
Biological process (GO): regulation of cell differentiation; regulation of transcription by RNA polymerase II; hemopoiesis
Cellular component (GO): nucleus
Molecular function (GO): RNA polymerase II cis-regulatory region sequence-specific DNA binding; DNA-binding transcription factor activity, RNA polymerase II-specific; ATP binding
Source: RefSeq, a predicted model, not a curated record
UGGUCGUCGGCAGCUGUCGCUCACAUGACCGAGAGGGGUUGAACUUUGAGGUUGAAAGGUUCACCCUGAGGCUUGGGGUUCGGUUUUGAGGCUGACUGGCUUGCAGGCGUCUCCGACCGCCAACGACACCACCAGGCUGACAUGGCGUCAAACAGUCUCUUCAAUGCCAGCGGCCACACACUCAAUACAAAUGCUGUGUCGAAGAAUCGACCUGCUCCAUCGCCAUCCAACCUCGACCUGGACGAAGCCAAAACGUGCGACCUCCACGAGCGAGGUGCAGCGCUCGCCAGAGGCCUGGUGGCCACUGACAGCCCCAACUUCCUGUGCAGCAGCCUGCCUUAUCACUGGAGGUGCAACAAGACCUUGCCUCGACCCUUCACUGUCGUUUCCUUGGGCAAUGACGUGCCGGACGGCGCACUGGUCAUGCUGAUGGCGGGAAACGAUGACAACAGCAGCGCCGAGUUACGCAACGCCACGGCCACCAUGAGGCAGGGUCACGCCCACUUCAACGACCUGCGCUUCAUUGGUCGCAGCGGCAGAGGCAAGAGCUUCACCUUGUCCAUCAAUGUGCUGACCGCGCCCCCUCAGGUGGCCACGCUGCACAGGGCCAUCAAGGUGACGGUGGACGGCCCGCGUAUGCCCAGACGACAGCAUCAGAAAGAAGUGGAGUCAGCACUUUUCAGAUCAUCCAGCUGUGGCUUGUCAUCUUCUGACUGCAGAACUUGGUCCUCCUCCUCCCUAUGGUCCAGCGAGCCAUCCCUGUUGGGUCAGAUGGCCGCCUUGACAUCUUCCUUUCCUCCGCCUGUCACAAUGCGCCACCAGCAACAGCGCCAGCGCCAGCGUCAGUGCCAUCCCAUCCUGUCCUACUCCGCCCAGCCCCCCGUCUGUGCCUCCUACCUUAACUCAACGUCCCACCCUCCGCUCAGCCACGGCGGCCCUUAUUACUACGGGCCCAACCAAGCCAUCCAGACGGGGGAGGAUGGAGGCACGGCGGCAGCGGUGGCAUUGAGCGCUUACAUUGAGGGGGCGUGUUUGACCCUCAGGGGAGAGGAACCUGUGUGGAGGCCUUAUUGAGACGAUGGAGAUGGCGAGCCACCAUUGAUUACAUUAUCAACAACCUCAGUAGACUGGACAGAAUCAACUAAUCUCUCACAUGUAUUGUACUAUUUAAAAAUGAUAGGAGAUAGUUUAAGGGCUGCAUUUAUGUGAUUCUUAUUAUGAAUAAAUUUGCAGCAAAUUUUUCCUAACAGGGUGUUGAGUUAGUCUUGAGUGGAACAUAAUAUUAACCCAUUUUGGAGCGUAACAUGAAAUGUGGAAAAAGCCAAGCACUCUGGAUAUCUUCCAGAUGCGCCCUAUGUGCCAAAAUGGCAGCAGCGAGGUUUGGACGUACGUUAUCUGCUAAUCUGAUUGUUUGACCCCUUGUAUUCUUGUCAAUAUUUUCUUUUAUGGAGCCAAGCAUUCAAACACAAGUUGCAAAUAAAAAUACAAUUGAGCUUCUGUCAUUGGGCAAGAAACACUCCCAGUCAUGUUCCCGAAUGUAGAGUCAC